AUGAUUUCGAAAAUUAUCAUUCAUUUAGCGGUAAGUUUGGUCGCGUCGUACUUUGCCGCACUGUGCGCCGCGGCUACGAUAAAUCGCCCGUCGACGUUCGCCUUUCCACGACACCUCGUAGGCUUGAACGAGUCCAUCGAAGAGGAGCUGCGAGCCUACCAGCAAAAGUACAGGCCCGUCGAUUUGGGUAUAGAUUUGCUCGACGACGACGCGCCGAUGUUUAUCAGGCGGGCAAUGGCGAACGCCACCCUGUCCGACGACCCGUACGCCAAUCAGCUGACUCAUCCCAAUGGCAUCCUCAGGCUCCGCAAAGCGAUCGCCGAGAUGUACUCGCCUCUGGUCGGCCGCCGACUCGAGCCGGAAGACCACGUUGUGGUGACGCAGGGGGCAACGGAAGCCGUUUACGCGGCGUUCACGGGGCACACUUCACCGGGCGACGAGUGGAUCGUCAUCGAACCGGCUUACCUCAUGUACGUGCCGAUGAUUAAAAUCUCCAAAGGUGUGCCCAGAUACACCAGUUUGAAAUUGAUGAAGGCAAAUGGAACGAUCAACGGAGACGAUUGGGUGCUGAAUAAGGCAGAAAUGGAAAGUUUAUUCAAUGAGAAAACCAAGGGAAUACUGUUGAACAACCCACUGAAUCCCAUCGGCAAAGUUUACAAGCGCGAGGAGCUUGAAUUCAUCGCUGGUCUGGCGAUAAAAUACAACGCGAUCGUCAUCUGUGACGAAGCACACGAGUGGAUAACUCACAAGCCUCACGUUAGAAUCGCCUCUUUGCCGGGAAUGUUCGAGAGGACCAUCACCAUUGGCACGUCGAGCAAGACUUUCAGCGUAGCCGGUUUCAGAAUUGGUUGGGCGUAUGGUCACGCAAACGUUUUGAAUCACCUGAAAACUGCUCACGAAGUAGCCGUUUAUUCCUCUCCCGCACCGCAACAGGUAGCCGUGGCCUACGCCUUCGAGCGAGAACUGUGCAAUUUCGGCGCUCCGGAUUCCUACUUGAUAUCCCACCUGCGGACCGUCAAGCAACAGCGCGACGCAAUGAUCGAGGCGCUGGCCGGAACGGGCAUAACACCUGUUAUCGCCGACGGCGGUUUCUGCAUGCUAGCUAACUGGUCUGCACUUGGAGCCAAAAUCACCAACGUUUACGGAUCCAUGCAGUUUAUUAUAUGGAUGAUCAAAAAUGUCGGGGUGCUGGGCCUUCCUUUGCCGGCCUUUUACGGCCCCGAGCACAAGCACAUUGGCGAAGACUUCGUGCGGUUUUGCUUUCACAAGGUUGGCGAGAUCAUCCGGAUGCUCCUCUGA
This is a messenger RNA of Phymastichus coffea, 1299 nucleotides long. RefSeq names its product kynurenine aminotransferase-like. The transcript has 6 exons. Gene Ontology annotation, biological process: biosynthetic process. Gene Ontology annotation, molecular function: pyridoxal phosphate binding; L-kynurenine:2-oxoglutarate transaminase activity. Gene Ontology annotation, cellular component: cytoplasm; mitochondrion. Lineage: Eukaryota; Metazoa; Arthropoda; Insecta; Hymenoptera; Eulophidae. Bases 1 to 1299 code for a protein of 432 amino acids. The record is from RefSeq and is a predicted model, not a curated record.